Molecule: messenger RNA, 1465 nt
Organism: Chiloscyllium plagiosum (whitespotted bambooshark)
Lineage: Eukaryota; Metazoa; Chordata; Chondrichthyes; Orectolobiformes; Hemiscylliidae
Source: RefSeq, a predicted model, not a curated record
CUCAUCUCUGUUUUAAACAUGUGACCCCUUAUUCUGAGAUUAUGCUCUCUGGUGCUAGACUGUCCCACAGGAGGAAAGCAGACACUCCAUGAAUCAGAUAAUCCUGAUCCCGGUCUGUACGACUGGGAGAUGGUGUGACUGGCGUGGAAACACUUACCCCCUCCUGCUCGCUAUAUAACAGUGCAAGCUUCUUGUAUAAAACUCAGACAGGGAAACAAUGGUUUCAGCAGUAAGAAUCAUGUUUCAAGAAGUAACCAAGGAAAUUGUGAAUGAGAUUGACCCUGAUGGCAGAUGGAUUCCUACAUCAAGCUUGGCUCAAUCUUACUGUAAACCACUUCGUCUCAUCCUGAAAAAGAAGCCAUUCUUUCCCUUUUUUCAAGACAAAUUCAUCCCAAUGUCUAUCACUCUGACUGACAUACUGCAGGACAGCAAAAAUUUAGAUUUUGGAUUGGAAUCCUCACCCGUGGCCAGAUAUGGUCAGGGCUCUGGCUCCUCAGUCAGUGCAAGUGUUUGUGCGCCAAUUGGGGAAGCAGGAGCUGACAUUUCAGGAAGCAAAUCCGAUGCCAUGUCUGAGAUAGAAAUGAUAAAGCGAGCCAUCUCUAAAAAGAAACUGGAUGAAAAUAUCCAAGACAGGAAGAUAGACAGAGAGAACAGCUUUGUGAAACAACUGAAGGAUGAUUUCAUUUAUGUCAUCACAGAAGUGAUAGAGACAAAGGAUCCAUGUUAUCUAGUGAAAACAUUCAAGGCAUCUUUAGGGAUGAAAUUCCUACUUAAGCCUUUCAAGGGGAGUAUAACCGUGUCUGUAGUGAUUGUAAUGAGGUCAACCAGAAAAUGGGUUCCCUGAUUAGGACUGUUAAUAUGGUCCAAUCAGAAAGCCCUGGCUGACAGAUUUAAACAGGAGUGUCCAUUUAUGAUGCAUGUUACUUGUUUUCUGAUCAAAAAAGCAAUGUUACAUGAUGAACUGGGAACUGCUGCUUUAGUGUCUAAUGUGUGUUAACAUUUAGCUUCAUUCCUUUCUUGUUUGAUAUGCCCAAUCCUCCUAGUAAUCCUGUUUUUAGAAUCUAAAUGAAAACGAUUCAAAAUGUUCUGCUUAUUCUUGGUGGGAGCAGGCUAUAAUUUUUUUAUCUGUUGAAAUAUGGGUUGUAAGGAUUAUAUAUUGUAACAGAAGGAAACUGUAUCUUAGUAGUGUUACUAAGUGUGAAGUACUCUAUGUAUUGAAGCAAAUGUUAACAAAAUUGAUUUUACACUCAUUUUUCAAUAUGUAAAAGAGUAAAUAUUAAUAAAUGAGGGCUACUUAUGCUUCACACAGAACUAUUGUAAGUAAAGAAACACAAGUUAAAUUCUGUACAUCCUCGUUUAAUUUGUUCUGAUAUUAGAAUUUGAAAGCUAAGUUGUUCCUUGUUAAAAGUGUAUCAUGGAUUGGUAUCUCAACAAUAAAAAAGCUCAAACUGGGAGAAUUUUUAUA